This is a messenger RNA of Armigeres subalbatus, 2164 nucleotides long. Its product is annotated as cytochrome P450 4c3-like. The record is from RefSeq and is a predicted model, not a curated record. The transcript has 5 exons. Gene Ontology annotation, molecular function: heme binding; monooxygenase activity; oxidoreductase activity, acting on paired donors, with incorporation or reduction of molecular oxygen. Bases 355 to 2028 code for a protein of 557 amino acids. NCBI's taxonomy places the organism in Eukaryota, Metazoa, Arthropoda, Insecta, Diptera, Culicidae.
UCCAAUCACCACCGCAUCAAGUUGCCGUGACUAACGCCCAACGGACGGAUGGGGGGAGCCUUGCAGGUCCAAACGCAGGUACCGCGUCGUCAGAGAUCCGAGAAGAUCACCGUUUGGAGGCUUUCCUAGCCGCGUGCGCCAGCUUCUAACGUUCAGUUCCGAUCCGAACAUUGCCGCGUGCGCGUAACAAUCGGCGAAGCGUGUGGCCGAAAGGGGAGCGACCUGUGACAAAAUAGAAGAUGUGAUAACUGAAAUAAAAUUAUUACGAACGAAAAUAAUUCAACUAGUGAAAAUAUAAAAAAAAUAAUUGAAGAAAGUGACAACAGGCACAGUUAUGAGUGAUACAUGAAUUAGAUGCAUGAAGUGGCACAGUUAGAUAAAAUAAACUCACUUACGAUGGAUGCGUAUCAGAAGAAUUACAAUGUGGCAGCAGCAGUAGCAAGUGUAUUCAACGUUCUAUCGCCGGUUACGAUUGUAAUAUUGGUGAUUAUCUUCAGUGCAACAUUCACCUACAAGAGGAAACGGGCACGGCUGGUUUACCACAUCAACAGGCUUCCAGGACCAUUUACGCUACCCAUCAUAGGAAAUGGAUUGCACGUCACGCUGGGUUGUAAGGAUGAUUUCCUUGAUCGAGUUGUUACGGCGCAGAAGAUGUACGGACGUCGGAUCGGAAUGAGCCGAGCCUGGAACGGGCCCAUCCCCUACGUGAUGAUAUCGAAAGCCAGUGCCGUCGAGCCCAUACUCAGCAACCCGAAGCUGGUGGAGAAAAGCGUCGAUUACGAUUUCAUGAAGCCUUGGUUGGGCAACGGUUUGCUCACAUCCCGCGCCAGCAUUUGGCACCCGCGGCGGAAGACCUUGACGCCGGCAUUCCAUUUCAAAAUCCUUUCCGAGUUUGUCAACAUUUUCCACAAGCAAGCGCUAAUCAUGAACGAAAAGCUCGCGGAGCAGCUGGAGAAUGGCGAUGGGUUCGACAUCGUACCCUUGACCACAUUGUGUGCAUUGGACAUUUUUUGCGAAACCGCUAUGGGAUGUCCAGUGAACGCGCAGAUGAACUCCGACUCAGAAUACGUCCGAGCUCACAAACAAAUUGGUAAAAUCAUCCGCAAUCGAGUGCAGAAAGUUUGGCUACGGCCGGACUUCAUCUUCAAGCAAACCGAAGACUACCAAAGGCACCAGGACUGCCUUCAGGUGUUACACAACUUCUCCGAUCGAGUGGUUCGAGAGCGAAAGGCUGAGAUUCUGGCUAAGCGACGUCACGUGGAAGAAACGAUCGACCUUAACAACAACAACGUUGCGGAGGAACCAGCUGGUUGCUGCCGCAAAAAACAAUUGGCUUUCCUGGAUCUCCUGAUUGAGGGUUCCCUGGAUGGAAACGGGCUGACAGAUUUAGACGUCCGGGAGGAGGUCGACACGUUCGUCAUAGGAGGUCACGACACGACGGCUGCCGCCAUGGCUUGGAUUCUUCUUCUGCUGGGAUCGGACCACAGCAUCCAGGAUCGAGUCAUCGAUGAAAUCGACCACAUCAUGGACGGUGACCGCGAACGCAAACCCACCAUGCAGGAACUUAACGAAAUGAAGUAUCUCGAGUGCUGCAUCAAGGAAGGGCUUCGGCUGUACCCAAGUAUUCCGUUGAUCGCUCGUCGACUGACCGAGGACGUCCAGGUGGAGGAUUACAUCAUCCCGUCGGGAACGACGACAUUGAUCGUGGUGUACCAACUGCAUCGAGACCCAACAGUGUUUCCCAAUCCGGACAAGUACAAUCCGGAAAACUUUCGACCGGAAAACUGCAUUGGCCGGCAUCCGUACGCUUAUAUUCCGUUCAGUGCCGGUCCGAGAAACUGCAUUGGCCAGAAGUUUGCAAUUCUGGAAGAGAAGAUGGUUCUGUCGACGGUGCUUCGUAAUUAUCGCAUCGAAGCCGUGGAGCGCCGGGAAGAUGUCAAACUGUUAGGUGAUCUCGUGCUGCGACCCCGCGACGGGCUCAAGAUUAAAGUAAGCAGAAGAGGGGAGACUAAGGGCAACAUAAAAUAAAAUGUUAAGACCUAAUAGCUUUAAUGACGUCCGAAGGGGUUCCCCGUCGUACAACAGAAACGAUUGUCCGGUUCAUCCUUGGCAAUGCACAAAUCAAUCAAUGUCGACUUAAAUAAUAAUAAAAAUGCGUUUUAUA